Molecule: messenger RNA, 7983 nt
Organism: Chilo suppressalis (striped riceborer)
Lineage: Eukaryota; Metazoa; Arthropoda; Insecta; Lepidoptera; Crambidae
Source: the annotation of a GenBank genome assembly
UGUAAGUCACCCAAGCAAGAAGAUUAAGGUUUAAUAAGUCCUCAAUUUUUUUAACGUACCUAGUUGGUUAUUAUUAUUAUAAACGGUCAUACGAUAGUUGCGAACUGCGAAGUUCAGCCGCGUGUGGUGUGUCAUCAGCCAUUACCAUUUAUCGGCGGAAAAUGCGAUACAUCAAAAACUCCGCGAAGUGGUGCGAAGAAGAUUUAUCCGCGCCCAGUUCUGUGCAAUCCGUCGACAGUAAUUACGAAAUCUUUGGAAGUGCGUGUUCGGAUUCCUCAGACUGUGAACGAGUGAAGAAUAAAAAGAGCAGAAGCAAGAGGAGCAGACCAGAAGUAGAUUCCUCGUUUGGAAGCAUCCAGAGCUUCAAAACCGCAAUGGAGCGAGUUGAGUCAGCCCCUCUGCUGGGCGCGGCUACUCCACUCACCUAUAAGUCUUUACACAAUGGCGAUUCCAUGGACCCAGGAGACACCCCGGAGAGGCCAAUAAUCACCUCGUACAAACUCUUCGAAAAGUCAACCAAGCCUGAAAGGAAAAAACAAAGUUCAUUAGUCACUAUUUUCUCAGUAUGGAACACCAUAAUGGGAUCAUCUCUUCUGACCAUGGCGUGGGGUGUGGAGCGCGCUGGUCUGCCGAUUGCGCUGCUGUUAGUGGCGGUGAUGGCAGCCCUAUGUCUUUACACAGCUUACCUGCUACUACGAGUGAAUGCACAUCACGGCAGUGAUACGUGCGAGGUGCCCGCGCUGUGCCGUUCGCUGCUGGGCCGCUGGGCGGAGCUGGUGGCGCACACCUUCAGCCUGCUAGUGCUGCUGGGCGCCAACGUGGUCUACUGGAUCCUCAUCACCAACUUCCUGUACUUUACCGUCAACUACUUCAUGGAUUUGAACUCUUCGAAUGGAACUGUGUACAACACGACCGUCCUCUGCCCCUCCAAGGACGGACUGAAUGGAUCGCUCAUCAUCCCGGUGGACGUACACCCCUCCCCAUACUGGGGUCUACAUUCCACCGUACCGGUGUACGUCGCGCUCAUAGUGUUCCCGCUGCUCAAUUUUAGGAACGUCUCCUUCUUCACCAAGUUCAACUCUUUGGGCACGCUGUCGGCAGUAUACCUAGUCGCGUUCGUGGUAGUGAAGGGCGCGGCGUGGGGCCCGCACUGGGAGGGCGCGGGGUCGGACGCGGGCGCGGGGGGCGGGGCGGGCGCGCUGGCCGGCAUGCUGGCGCUCUCCUUCUACAUACACAACAUCAUCAUCACCAUUAUGGGCAACAACGCGAGGCAGGACAGGAAUGGACGAGAUUUGACAAUAGCCUUUGUGUUGGUGACUCUGACUUACGUGCUAGUGGGAGCUGGGUUCUACAUCUGCUUCCCUCUUGCCAAGUCCUGUAUUGAAGAUAAUAUAUUGAACAAUUUCGAAAUGCACGACGUGAUGACGGCAGUUGCAAGAAUACUUUUAUUAUUUCAAGUGAUAACAGUAUACCCCCUUGUGGCAUUCAUGCUGCGAUCUGAGGCGAUACUGUUACUGGACGCGGGCUCCUCUCGCAGCGUCACCGUCUGCAUCAACCUGGUCAUCAUCACCGUGUGCAUACUGGUCGCCUGCUUCUGUCCCAGCAUAGGGACCAUCAUAAGAUACACAGGAGCGGUGAGCGGGUUAGUGCACGUAUUCGCACUGCCAUCUCUACUGCAGAUGCGGUCGUUACAGCUGCGCGGGCGCCUCACGUGGCUACAGGCUGUAUUCCACGCGCUUAUAGUCGUGUUUGGUGCUGUCAAUUUAGUGAUGCAAUUCUUUAUAAAAGAAUAAGAAUAGUACUCUAGAAUCUGAUAUAUAAACUGUUGGCACUGCCAUUAAUAUUGCAAAUGCGGUCGUUACAGCUGCGCGGGAGACUCACCUGGCUACAGGCUGUAUUCCGAACGCUUAAAGUCGUGUUUGGUGCUGUCAAUUUAGUGAUGCAAUUCUUUAUAAAAGAAUAAGAAUAGUACUCUAGAAUCUGAUAUGUAAACGUGUUCACACUGCCAUUUCUAUUGCAAAUGCGGUCGUUACAGCUGCGCGGGCGCCUCACCUGGCUACAGGCUGUAUUCCGAACGUUUAAAGUCGUGUUUGGUGCUUUCAAUUUAGUGAUGCAAUUCUUUAUAAAAGAAUAAGAAUAGUACUCUAGAAUCUGAUAUGUAAACGUGUUCACACUGCCAUUUCUAUUGCAAAUGCGGUCGUUACAGCUGCGCGGGCGCCUCACCUGGCUACAGGCUGUAUUCCGAACGCUUAAAGUCGUGUUUGGUGCUUUUAAUUUAGUGAUGCAGUUCUUUAUUGAAGAAUUAGAAUAGUACUCUAGAAUCUGAUACGCAAACGUGGCACUGCCAUCUCUUCUGAAGAUGCGGUAAUUACAGCUGCGCGGGCGCCUCACCUGGCUACAGGCUCUAUUCCACGCGCUUAUAGUUGUGUUUGGUGCUGUCAAUUUAGUGAUGCAGUUCUUUAUUGAAGAAUUAGAAUAGUACUCUAGAAUCUGAUAUGUAAACGUGUACGCACUGCCAUUUCUAUUGCAAAUGCGGUCUUUACAGCUGCGCGGGCGCCUCACGUGGCUACAGGCUGUAUUCCGAAGGCAUUAAAGUCGUGUUUGGUGCUGUUAAUUUAGUGUUGCAGUUAUUUAUAGAAGAACAAGAAUAGUACUCAAAAAUCAGAUAUGUAAACGUGUUCGCACUGCUAUCUCUACUGCAGUUGCAGUCGUUAAAGCGACCAACAGUGGCACUCAACAGUGGCGCCAUCUAGUGAGAUAUAAAACGGUAGCCCUAAAUAAAUAAAAACAAGACAUUAAUAUAGAGCUGUAUAAAACACCGCACCGACUCCAUAAACUCUAUAAUUAUGGAAACCAUUCCUAAGACAUUACAAAGUUGUAUAUAGUAUAUUAUAGUAUAUAUGUAUGUAGUUACGAAAAAACUAUCUAGUCAUACGAAAAUUAAAUUAAACAAAGUACCUAGAUUUCAGGUAAAUUUACAUAAUUUAAGUACGAACAUCUUGCGGCCAUGUUAUUCAUAGUUAGAGAUAAAAUUAUCAUAAUCUAACAAAGCUUUGUAAUUUACACAUUUAUUUUAAUAAUAUAGGUUAGUUCUGAUAAGAUUAUCUCUUACCAAAGGUAGAUAGAAGCUAGAAAGAAAGCUACGGCCGUAACUAAUAUAAAACGUUAGAUUGUAGUAAAAAGAAAAAUUAACAAUGAUAUAUUUAUUUAAAAUAGAAGAAAAGACAUACAAUGUAACAGAAUAAUAAAAAUUAUAACAGAAAUAUGCUUUAUAUUUAAAAUCUUAAAUAACAUUGCACAUGUCAAAUUGUUAUCUCAGUGAAAAAAAUUAAGUAUUAUUAUAUUUUAUUAUCAGCAACAAUGUAACUGUAUUACAGAUAUUAAUUACUAGUUUUCAUGUAAAUUGUUAUCGAACGUGUAAUAAAAUUAUCUUGGAAUUAUAUAAUCUAUUGUUUAUUUUCCUGCAAAAUGGCCACGACUUCAUAUCAUUAUUUUUCAGUUGAAAUACAAUUAAUUAAUAGGGAUGAUUACUAUUUUUUUUCUUCGUUUAUCAGGUAGAUUAUCAAAAAGUAUUGGACACAUAUUUUUUCUUUUUUCACAUAAUAUAAACAUUGCAGAGAUAUAUUGAUUUGGAAAGUCGCAUGACGUCACGUUUUGGUACAAUUUUCACUUAAAAGUGACGUCACGAGCCCCUACUCCCAAACUUUGACGCGCUUUAUCUUCGUCAUUUUUUGGUUGAUUGCCCAAAGAAAAAAUACGUGUCCAUUAUUUUUUGAUCAUCUAACUGGCGGACUAAAUAGAAUUUAGUUUACUUUACCCCGUCAUCAAGUCUAUUAACUUAAUAUUUCAAUAAAUGCGCGUUCUCUUUCUCUUUUAGAAAAUUAUAAACAUACAACCCAGCAUGACCAAAGCAAUAUGUGUUACACACAUAUAUCACGUUUUUAGACGCGAAAAAAAAACGUACAUACGUAUAAGUAGGUACGGGGAUUGGAUUAUUGUUCUAAAAUAAAACAUGAAAAAAUCUACAGUAUAAUUGAUAACAGUUUAUUUUUUUAAUACAAUAUUCAUCAGUGAUAAGAAUUAUUUUAUUAGCCACAACUUUAACACGUGUCGCGACUGUGACAGUUGAUAUGGAUUUAAAAAAAAUGGCUGUAUGCUUAUACACAAUAUUGUGGACUUAACAGAACAUCAACAUAUCCAGACAUAUUACCUUCGUUUUAGGUAACACAAAGGUCGUAUACAAAAUAUAUAUUUUAUAAUGUUUCUCUUUGGGGUAGAAAAAUGAAAAAAUCUGUACAAUAAGAAAACACAUAUAAAGAAAGCUUUGGUUUAAAUCAUGAUUUUUAGUAGUUGAUUGAACUUGGUAAGUAAAUGUUCUUACAAACUAUCCAUGAACACUUAUUUGUGAAUGUUGUACGAAGCCUAGGCCUGCAUUCUCGUCAAAAAUAGCAGUUAAAAGUCAUAGAUAGAAAUUGAUUCAGAAAGUCAAAAUUAACAGCUUCAGUACAUUUGUAUAAAAUGUGACGCAAAAUAACUUUAUGUAACUACUUUUUUACUUAUAAUCGAACAAGUUACAUCGAGUCUGCAGGCCCUAGUGAUGUGGCCAAACCAUAGACAUAGAGAAUAGACUAAACACCCUAAAUAAGAACAAAAUCGUGGCCGAAACCUGUCCAAAAAGUACAUUGGACGAUCCACGGAGCUCCGUAAGGUGAUCGCGUAGUCAAAAACAAUAUAAGGCAUUAUUUAAACAUUCAAAGUCACCUUUAAUCUAUAGUAUAUAAGGGCUCUUAAUUUCAACGCAUGCGUCCCCCCGUCCCGAUAUAGGCCCCGAAGGCCCAAACACGCACUCGCAGUCACACACAAUAAAAUUACACGCGACCUCGCGGCCGUUCUGGCCGCCGAGCAGACAACACGCGCUAUAGAGCCCCCCCGCCCCCCCGACACUGAGAGGCCCGCUGCCGCUCAGUCCCCCUCCGUUUCGAGUGCACGUCUGAGUGCACCCGUCCAUUAGCGCAUUAUGCGUUAUUUUAAACUAUGUAAUAGUUUAAACUAGCGCAGCGCUGCAUUAUCCCCCUCUCAGGGGAUAAUCGCUUCAGAUGAAGCUUGUAAGGCCCUUCAGGCCAUAAGCAUGAUCUACGGGUGUGUUUUAGUCAGUAAGAGUCUGACAUAACCGGCUGUAAGGUAUCCAUGAGGAUUUCACACCCGCUCCCCCGCCUGGGAGGAAUCAAAAAAAAAAAAAAAAAACAACGCAUGCGUCAAAGAGUUAUGACAGUUCUAAAUGCAAGCUCAUAAAAUUUUACGACUUGUUGGUACAGGCGGAGGAAUAUAGACUUUAUUUCUUUGACUCUACGCGUAAUUCUGAAUGCGGUGUUAGCAAUAUUGCAUAAGAAACGGCUAUAUAAUCGACCAUGCAUUUGAAUAUCACAACUAUUUUCUAGUUUAUAGUAAUUAUUAAAACAAAAUUUGCUUUAAAUGCGUUAAAUUAACAAACGUUGAUUCGAUACCUAUCGAAAAAACGACACUAAUAAGUACAUUAUGUCAGUAUAAUUUUCGAUUUUUUCAAAGAGCUCUGAAGUAUCGUGACUUUUGAACGGUUUGCGAGUGACUGUGAACCAAGAAGUGCUUGAGUGAUGUUUAAGCACUUCUUGAUUCGGACACAUUAUUAGCGCAUGUGGUGUCUCUAGGGUUUUUAAUAUAGUUGAUUUCCUGUCCAAAUGUAAAGUAAGACAGAGAUAAGUCUCAAAGAGAAAGCGAUAUGCCGAUAGGUAAGUAAAUUAUCGAUUAAAUGCGAGGAUCAUUUAGUCCACUCUCUAUGGCUAUGAGCUAAAUUUAGAAGAGUCACAAAAAUAUUCCUUUAUUCUUUUUCAGUAGUGAUUGAAAUAUUUCCAAAGGCAUGAGCUACCAAGUACAUACAUCCUAGUCGUCAACAUUUUUCAUAAGAAUGCUGGAGUUACGCAUUCUUAAUUUUUAUCUUGAGAUUUUGACGCCAAAUAUAUCGAGCCAGUCUUCACUUCGCUUAGAUAAUUAUAGUAAGUACUACAAUAAUUUCAUUUUCGCCUAAAAAAUGGCACAUCUAUUACAAAUGCCUCACUGAUUGUGCAAAUGCGUAGACACUUGCGUUGCAAAACUGAGUGAUUGAUUUUUAUAAGACUUUAAUAUUUAAAUACAUUAAUCCAAAUAAAACUUUACUAUACUAUUACUCAAUGAACCUGUUUUUUAUUCCAUAAUAUGCGCGUUCUCAUUGCUUGUGAGUUAAAUACACAAAUUUUGCGUUACCCUUAAAACUAUAAAGUUAUCCUAUAGACUCGAUGCAAUGGCGCCAAACCCCCAUUUAAAUUACAAUUUCCAAGUCAUAUUUAUGUAAUAACGGUGGGAGCUUCGCGUCCCGUAUAUUUCUGCAGCUGCGAUAUUUGUAAAGCCACUUCUAUCAAUGGUCUCAACAUCACUUGUGCGUCGCCCAGUACGUCUGUAGCUUCGUAAGAGUCUAUGUAUAACCUGUUUGAAAAGUAAGCCGCGUAAGUAAUAGUUAUUGAUGAUAUAAGUGCGGUAAUUUGGUUAUUACAAAUGCGUAGACGAAUGUAAGCCCGAGACGAAGGCGAUGGUUUACCAUAAUCACGAGUUUCUAAAUACCAAUUGCGCAAGAAUGUCAUUAUAACAAUUUUGCAACACGUUUGCGAGAAAACAGUAUUUAACUAAAGUAAGGAAUUGAACUUUUUCUUAGAAGAAAAUGGCGCGCAUUUCCAAAUGGCGACACGAAAAUUAGAAGUACAUCUUUCGCCUCUUUUUCCUCUUUCGGUUUGUCCGAAGUUGCGCCUUGUAUGGGAGCGUGGGGCAAAAUGUUUUAUAACACAUUUGCUCGUAAAGCGUCUCUUAUUGCACCAAUUUCAAUAUCAUAAUCUAUCACAUUACACACGCGUGCGGUAAUGUAAACUAAAACGCCCGGCUUAUUAUGUUCCGUCUAAAAACGAACGAUACUUUUUUAAAUCUUAGCAAAGAGUUUUUAUGUCAGAAAGGUAGCCAACAUUUUAUUAAUAAAAUUAAGUUUGGAAGAUAAAAUAUAAUAGUUAAACAUUUAAUUCCUUAAUUUGAUUCAUUUUGACAAUAAAUUACAACCAUGUAUCGGUAACAAAUUCACAAAAACAUUAAUUUACGUUAUUUAGUAACACUGGCUGUUUUUCGUUCCUUUGCUUAAAAAAAGCGUUGAUGCGCGCGCAUCGCUAAUCUGUGAAAAAGUUAUUACUUUUUCUUUUCGCUGUAUUGUUUUUAUUUGAAAAUAUUGUCAAGUAGUAACGAAUUAUUAAUUUGACACCGCCAGAAGUCGAAAAAGGCUACGCUAAGCCUCUUGCCCGAAAAAUCCACGGAUAGAUACUUAGAGGCAAGCGUAUCAAAAUUUCAUCUUAUGGAAAACAAACAAAGGCGCAAAAUCAUUUUCAGAUAGUACGUACGUAGGUAGUAUUAUUUCCUCGCAAAUGAGUUAUAAAACGUCGUAUGACAUACGUGAGGUUUGAUAAUAUUUGGCUCGGGCUAACAAUAUCGCCUCGGCUGUAAUUCUCAACUUACCGCACUUAUAUCAUAAUGUACUAUUAGCGCACGCUCCGUCAUAUGGCCCGUAGUUUGGAACUCUCAAACAAUGUACACAACCUCCGUAAAUGCGUAUUUUGAAAAAUAGUGUUGAAAAAAAGUUAAAAUGAAAAUUAUUCACUAAAAACUCUUGUAAGUUUUAGUCUACAGUUAUUGACGUAGCCUUAGUUACGGAGGUAAUUAAGAUAAUAAUUAUGUUGUCCGACCUAACCGACCUAAUUAAGUUAUAGAUAUUUUAAAGAACAAUGAGGAGGAGCUCGAUGGCGCGGGUGGUUAGCGCAUUCGGCUACGAUCGUUAAAGUUAAGCAACUUUCGCAAUAGUCGGUCAUUGGAUGGGUGAUCGAAAAUCUUCUAUCUCGUGUUCCUCCGUGCUUCGGGAGGCACGUUAAGCCGUUGGUCCCG